Molecule: messenger RNA, 1612 nt
Organism: Mercurialis annua (annual mercury)
Lineage: Eukaryota; Viridiplantae; Streptophyta; Magnoliopsida; Malpighiales; Euphorbiaceae
Product: UDP-glycosyltransferase 74B1
Exons: 2
Coding region: 40-1452 (470 amino acids)
Molecular function (GO): UDP-glycosyltransferase activity
Source: RefSeq, a predicted model, not a curated record
AAAAAUAAUCAUACCUAAACCAAAAACCAACGAAGAAAAAUGAGAGAAACAACACAAUACAAAGGCCACGUUGUGGUGGUUCCAUAUCCAAGCCAGGGCCACAUUAACCCUCUUCUCCAAUUUGCUAAACGUUUAGCUUCUAAAGGUGUAACGGCUACUUUUGCUACUACCUACUACACGGUCGACUCGAUUUCCGCUCCGAACGUCACCGUUGCGGCCAUUUCCGAUGGCUUCGACGAGGGCGGGUUCGCCCAAGCGAAGGAAGUCGACUUGUAUCUCAAGUCCUUCAAGGCCAAUGGUUCGACAACUCUGUCUCGGCUCAUCAAAAAGUUUCAGGAUUCUGAUUUUCCUGUGAAUUGCAUUGUGUAUGAUUCAUUUCUGCCUUGGGCUCUUGAUGUUGCCAGGGAAAACGGAAUCUUUGGUGCUCCGUUUUUUACGAAUUCGGCUGCGGUUUGUAGCAUAUUUUGUCAGUUACACCAUGGAUUGCUUGAGCUGCCAGUUGAGGUGGGGGAUAAUAAUCCUUUGGUGUUACCUGGUCUGCCUCCAUUGUACUGCUCUGAUUUGCCAACUUUUCUCAAGGUUCCGGAGAGUUAUCCGGCUUAUUUGGCUAUGAAACUGAGUCAGUUUUCUAACUUGGACAUGGCUGACUGGAUCUUUGUUAACACCUUUCAGGACUUAGAAUCCAAGGCAAUAGAUGGCAUAUCGAAACUUUGGCCUGCAAAACUGAUCGGACCGAUGGUUCCCUCUUCGUACUUAGACGGUCAUAUUGACGGUGACAAGGGGUACGGUGCCAGUCUUUGGAAACCACUGGGGGAAGAAUGUGUGAAAUGGCUGGAGACUAAGCAACCUGAAUCAGUCGUAUACAUUUCCUUUGGGAGCAUGGUGUCCUUAACCGUAAAACAGAUGGAAGAAAUCGCAUGGGGCUUGAAGGAUAGCGAGUUAAACUUCUUGUGGGUCGUGAGAGAAUCGGAGAUGAAUAAGAUUCCGAAGGAAUUUAUCGACUCGAUGACUAACAACAAGGGUCUAAUGGUUACAUGGUGUAACCAGCUUGAACUGCUGGCACAUCCGGCGGUAGGAUGCUUCGUGUCGCAUUGUGGGUGGAAUUCAACUCUCGAAGCGCUCAGCCUGGGCGUACCUAUGGUGGCCAUACCGCAGUGGACUGACCAGCUGCCUAAUGCCAAGUUUAUAGAAGAGAUUUGGGGAGUUGGGGUUCGAGGAAAAGAGGAUGAGAGUGAAGUUGUUAGUAAGGAAGAAGUGAUUCGAUGUCUGAAAGAAGUAAUGGAAGGCGAGACGAGCCAAGAAAUCAAGACGAAUGCACGAAAAUGGAAGCAGCUCGCGAAAGCUACGGUUAGCGAAGGAGGGAGCUCCGAUAAGAAUAUUAAUGAAUUCGUGGAGCGUUUAUCUUUUGCUAACAAGAACCCGGAGGCCAAGGUUUCGUACGAGUUUCCUUAGAGUUUGAUUUGAUCACCAAACUCUAAUUUACAUUUUAUGUUUUUCAGUUUCUGUAACAGGCAAUGCAUGUGCCUCUGCUGUAGUGCUCUCUUUAGCUAAAUGUCAUAAGUAUCAGACUGUUCUUUAUUUUCACAUGAAUAAAUCCAGACCUUACACAGCA